UUUUAUUCAACAAUUCUCUUUAAUGGAACUCCAGUCGAUUGUCCACGCGUUAUUAAGGUUUUUUGUCAACAAAAAGCUUUAUUAUUAAAAUCCCAAAUAUUUGUACUUUUUAAUACAAAAGGUCUUUGGAAACAAAAUCAAUAUGAGUACAAUACUUGAAAAAAUUGCUGCCAUCGAAUCCGAGAUGGCACGCACCCAGAAGAACAAAGCAACAUCGGCUCAUUUGGGUCUCUUAAAAGCUAAGUUAGCGAAGCUGCGUCGUGAGUUAAUCUCCCCAAAAGGAGGUGGCGGCGGUGCCGGUGGUGAUGGCUUUGAAGUUGCAAAAACUGGUGACGCUCGCGUUGGAUUUGUGGGGUUCCCUUCAGUAGGAAAAUCUACUCUGCUUUCUAAUUUGGCAGGUGUAUACAGUGAAGUCGCAGCCUAUGAAUUUACAACCCUGACUACGGUCCCAGGAUGUAUCAAAUAUAAGGGCGCAAAAAUUCAACUUUUGGAUCUGCCUGGAAUCAUAGAGGGUGCUAAGGAUGGCAAAGGUCGAGGUCGACAAGUUAUUGCAGUAGCUCGGACAUGUAAUUUAAUAUUUAUGGUUCUUGAUUGCCUUAAGCCCUUAGGGCAUAAAAAAUUGCUUGAACAUGAAUUGGAGGGCUUUGGUAUACGUUUGAAUAAAAAACCUCCAAAUAUUUACUUCAAACGUAAGGAUAAGGGUGGUGUCAAUCUUAACAGUAUGGUACCGCAAUCUGAAUUAGAUGCUGAUCUGGUUAAAACUAUACUCUCUGAAUACAAAAUACAUAAUGCUGAUAUAACUUUGCGAUAUGAUGCGACCAGUGACGAUUUAAUUGAUGUGAUUGAAGGAAAUCGGAUCUACAUACCUUGCAUUUACUUGCUUAAUAAAAUUGAUCAAAUAUCGAUUGAAGAACUAGACGUUAUUUAUAAGAUACCACAUUGUGUUCCGAUAUCGGCGCAUCAUCGCUGGAAUUUCGACGAUUUGCUGGAAAUGAUGUGGGAAUACUUGAAGCUAGUUCGAAUUUAUACCAAGCCAAAGGGCCAACUACCGGACUACAAUUCACCCAUUGUCCUACAUAAUGAACGCACAAGUAUCCAAGAUUUUUGUAACAAGCUGCAUCGCUCAAUUGCUAAGGAAUUCAAAUAUGCUUUGGUUUGGGGUUCUUCUGUUAAACAUCAACCUCAAAAGGUGGGCAUUGAUCAUAUUCUUAAUGAUGAAGAUGUCGUGCAAAUUGUAAAAAAGGUCUAAAAGUUUAACAACCAUACCAUACAUAUGUGAAUUAUGCGAUUUGACAAAUUUUAAAAUAAAAGUUAAAAAUGGAAAUGUUUCUUCAAAAACUGCUAA
Zeugodacus cucurbitae (melon fly) is the source of this 1345-nucleotide messenger RNA. RefSeq names its product GTP-binding protein 128up (gene 128up). NCBI's taxonomy places the organism in Eukaryota, Metazoa, Arthropoda, Insecta, Diptera, Tephritidae. Gene Ontology annotation, biological process: cytoplasmic translation. The transcript is spliced from 6 exons. Gene Ontology annotation, cellular component: cytoplasm. Gene Ontology annotation, molecular function: GTPase activity; GTP binding. The record is from RefSeq and is a predicted model, not a curated record. Bases 143 to 1249 code for a protein of 368 amino acids.